CCAUACUCAAAGUCUAACUCCAAUCAUUAGCGGUGAUACGAAUUUCAAACCAGGGCUGCCAUUCUUUUCAGACAAGGGGAUAUUUACAGUAUUUCUUCUUCAAGUCGUGUUAAGUGAAGGGAGUAUGGAAGCUAAGCGGGUUCUGCAGCCUGUGAACUCCAACCAGUCCACAGAGGGUGCUGAGGGGCCCAUGAAGAAGACGGGUGAUAUGACAGAUGGAGUGGAAGGGGACAGUUUCAAGAGGAAAUGGUCACUUGAAGACUUUGAUAUAGGCAAGCCACUGGGCAAGGGCAAGUUUGGCAAUGUUUAUCUUGCCAGAGAGAAGAAAAGCAAAUAUAUUGUGGCACUAAAAGUGUUGUUCAAGUCCCAGUUGCAGAAAGCUCAGGUGGAACAUCAGCUGCGCCGUGAGAUCGAGAUUCAGUCACAUCUCAGACACCCUCACAUCCUGCGUCUGUAUGGCUACUUCCAUGACAAGACCCGGGUCUACCUCAUCCUGGAGUACGUCCCACGGGGGGAGCUGUACAAGGAAUUACAGAGGGCCAAGAGAUUUGAUGAACAGCGAUCAGCCACUUAUAUCGGCCAACUGGCCAAUGCUCUCAUCUACUGUCACAGUCGUAAAGUGAUCCAUCGUGACAUCAAACCUGAAAAUCUCCUGCUGGGCCUCAGGGGAGACCUGAAGAUUGCUGACUUUGGCUGGUCUGUGCAUGCCCCAUCCUCGAGGCGGACCACACUAUGCGGCACUCUUGACUACCUUCCACCAGAGAUGGUGGAGGGUCGGAUGCAUGAUGAGAAGGUGGACUUAUGGAGUCUUGGAGUGCUCUGCUAUGAGUUCCUGGUGGGCAAGCCACCUUUUGAGGCUGAGGGACACACAGAGACAUAUCGAAGAAUUACUAAAGUUGAUCUCCAGUUCCCAGACUAUAUGUCAGCAGGAGCCAGGGAUUUGAUAGCAAAGCUGCUCCGACACAAUCCAGCCAAUCGGCUGCCUCUGGGUGAAGUGAUGAACCAUGCCUGGAUCAAACAAAAUGCAACCAUGCCUCAGACCCCCUCAUCUUCGUCAUCAUCAUCAACAGCAUCAACAACCCAGUCCUGAUCACAUUCCUCUCUAGACUGCAGUGUAUAGCAGCCACCUGCUCAUGUACCACACCCAGCCUUAUGUAGAUACAACCACACCAGCCGUGGAACUAUGCAUCUCAGCUGACUGAUCAAGUUGAGACUGUGACAGUGAUUGACAGGCUGGGGGCGUGGCCACAUAUCUGUACAAAUCCACCUUUUGAUGUGGAUUACUCUGGGACAAUCAAGAUGUGCCAGUCUCAUAAUCUGAGAUAGCCAGGAUGAAUUGUUGCACUUUAGCUAGGAAUGUGAUACUGGUCAAUACUUGCUUAAGCUGUCUUAUAUUUUACAGAAUUAUUAUUUUCCUAAUCCUUUGUUGUACAUGUGAUAAUGUUCCUGGUUACUGAACUCAUUUGCAUAUCUAAGUAGCUUUCUAAUCGAUCUAAGAACAUUCAGAUAUUACAAGCAGGAACAUUUUCUCAAACAUUUAGUGCAGUGCACUAAUCAGGAUGACGUAAAACUUUGUACAUAUAUAAUCAUGUCAUGAGGGACAGUGCAGCCCCACUUCAGACUUCGACAUGUGCAUCACCACACUGCAAUAAGUUUGUAUAUACAUGAUGUGCAUGCAUAACAGAAGUCCCUUUGAAGAGAUUCCUGAGACAAUUAUAUUAUGAUGUUUAUUAUGUGUAGGAGACAUUUUUUCACCCAUGUUUGCAAGUAGUUUCAAAUGUAAUCUUUUGUACACAUGUAUUCAUUUGGCAGUCAACACAAAACAUCCUUGAUCGAGGGUGGAAGUCUUAUUCCCAUAAUCUUAAACACGUUUGUGUAUGUUGGCCCAUAGAAUAUUGUCACAGGGUAAAAUAUGAAGAUGUAUUUCUGUCUGUUCCUAUCUGUCUUCAUGCUGUACAAUCCUCCUAUCUUCAACCCUGUGAUGUUUGCUGUCUGUGGCAAACAAAUGGGCAAUGACAUUUUAUUUCUGUGUAUGGAUCUCAUGUAGCCAUCAAAUAUAUAUCAAAAGAAACAUUUGUUAAAAAAUAUGCAAAAAAAUAUGACUUUGUGAUUAAAUUAUUUCCCUUU
Messenger RNA from Haliotis rubra (blacklip abalone), 2127 nucleotides. RefSeq names its product aurora kinase A-like. The transcript has 8 exons. Gene Ontology annotation, molecular function: ATP binding; protein kinase activity. Gene Ontology annotation, cellular component: spindle microtubule; spindle midzone; chromosome passenger complex. The record is from RefSeq and is a predicted model, not a curated record. NCBI's taxonomy places the organism in Eukaryota, Metazoa, Mollusca, Gastropoda, Lepetellida, Haliotidae. The coding region runs from base 125 to 1090 and encodes 321 amino acids. Gene Ontology annotation, biological process: protein phosphorylation; regulation of cytokinesis; mitotic spindle organization.